Messenger RNA from Tilletiopsis washingtonensis, 885 nucleotides. RefSeq lists its product as hypothetical. The transcript is spliced from 3 exons. Bases 1 to 885 code for a protein of 294 amino acids. Gene Ontology annotation, cellular component: nucleus. Lineage: Eukaryota; Fungi; Basidiomycota; Exobasidiomycetes; Entylomatales. Gene Ontology annotation, biological process: poly(A)+ mRNA export from nucleus. The record is from RefSeq and is a predicted model, not a curated record.
AUGGAGGCUACACUCACUGCGCUCAAGGUGACGGAGCUCAAGGCGCUGCUGCAGCAGGCGCAGCUGCCGGCGACGGGCAACAAGGCCGACCUGGUGGCGCGCCUGCUGCAGCACCCGCAGGCCACCAGCAGCCUCGGCGGCGGCGCCGAGGCGCCAGCUGCUGCUGCGGCACAGCCGGAGCCGUCGGCGCCGGCACAGGAGGAGGACCUGCUGGAGUACGAGAACGAAGAGCCGGCUGCCGCGGCUGCACCGGCAGCGACAGACGCUGCACCGACUGCGGCAGCUUCUGCAUCCUCUGCUGCGGCGUCUGCGCCCUCUGAGGAGGCAGCAGCGCCCAGCGCCGAGGAGGCAAAGGCGACGCUCAUCGCCGAGCUGGAGAAGCGCAAGGCGCGUGCCGCCCGCUUCGGCCAGUCGACCGAGGAGAUCGACGCGCAGAUUGAGCGGGCACAGAAGUUCGGCGUCGAGGAUGCGGCGCAGGACAAGGGCAUGGCGGGCCUGCAGAAGGAGCUGGGCAAGGGCUCAAGGAAGGGCGUCGAUGCGCAGGGCGCCAAGAAGGCCGUGGAGGGCGCCAACAAGCAGAGAGAUGCGCCUGGCGCAAAGGCACCAACAGGGCCCAAGGCCGAGGCGAAGCAGGCUGAGGCAAAGAAGACGGAGACACCUGAGGAGAAGGCCGCGCGCGAGGCGCGCCACGCCGCCGACGAGGCCGCCAAGGCCAAGCGAGCGGCGCGCUUCGGCACUGCCGCGUCAGCAGCCGCUGCGAGCCCCGCUGCGGCGCCGAAGGCAGCUGCUGCGCCGGCGGAUCCGGAGGAGGAGGAGCGCAAGCGGAAGCGCGCGGAGAAGUUUGGCGCUGCGGGCGGCGCGGAGAAGAAGGCCAAGGCUGCCUAG